Ascochyta rabiei is the source of this 1098-nucleotide messenger RNA. Its product is annotated as Protein disulfide-isomerase. The record is from RefSeq and is a predicted model, not a curated record. The transcript has 2 exons. Gene Ontology annotation, biological process: protein folding. NCBI's taxonomy places the organism in Eukaryota, Fungi, Ascomycota, Dothideomycetes, Pleosporales, Didymellaceae. Bases 1 to 1098 code for a protein of 365 amino acids. Gene Ontology annotation, molecular function: protein disulfide isomerase activity. Gene Ontology annotation, cellular component: endoplasmic reticulum.
AUGCUUUUCAACCGCCUCUUCCCCGCGGUCGUUGCGCUGCUCCCCGCCCUUGCCUCCGCCUCAGCGCCCGCAUCCUCCGUUAUCGACCUCACACCCAAGAACUUCGAUGAAGUCGUCCUGGAGUCUGGCAAGCCCGCCCUUGUCGAGUUCUUCGCCCCGUGGUGCGGACACUGCAAGAACCUUGCUCCUAUCUACGAGGAGCUCGCCACCGGCUUUCAGCACGCCGCCGGCAAGGUCUCGGUCGCGAAGGUCGAUGCGGAUGAGCACAAGUCCCUGGGCAAGCGCUUCGGCGUCACAGGGUUCCCUACAUUGAAGUGGUUCGACGGAAAGAGCGACAAGCCCGAGGACUACAAGGGCGGCCGUGACCUUGAGAGCCUUACCAAGUUCAUCACAGAGAAGACGGCCGUCAAGCCCAAGACCAAGGGCAAGCUGCCCAGCGCUGUCACUUACCUCGACGACCAGAGCUUCAAGCAGAAGGUUGGAAAGGACCAGGAUGUGCUUGUUGCUUUCACUGCGCCGUGGUGCGGACACUGCAAGACCCUCGCCCCCAUCUGGGAGGCUCUCGCCAGCACCUUCGUCAAUGAGCCCAACGUUCUGGUCGCCAAGGUCGACGCCGAAGCCGAGAAUGCUAAGGCUCUCGCUAAGGAGCAGGGCGUCUCCUCGUACCCUACCAUCAAGUUCUUCAAGAAGGGUUCCACUGAGCCCACCCCCUAUGAGGGCGCCCGCUCUGAGGACGCGUUCGUCCAGUAUCUGAACAAGAACUCCGGCACCCACCGCGCUGUUGGCGGCGGUCUUGAUGCCACCGGCGGCACCAUCGAGGCUUUCGACACCGUCAUCGCCAAGUUCCAGUCUGCCUACGGUGACGGCGUUGAGGAGGCCACGACCCUCGCCUCGACUCUGAAGGACAAGUACGCUCAGUACUACGUCAAGGUCUUCCAGAAGAUUGGUGCCAACAAGGAGUACGCUGAGAAGGAAUCCAAGCGUCUGCAGGGCUUGAUCAGCAAGGGCAACCUCGCCCCCGAGAAGCUCGACGACUUGAUCAGCAGGAGCAACAUCCUGAGGAAGUUCUUGGGCACAGACGACAAGAGCGAGUUGUAG